AUGAGCUUAGCAGCGAGAACAAAGCAGUGGACUGCCCGGAACUUACAAAAAUUGUGUGCACAGAGGGAUCCGGUACCCAUUUUUGUGCCCGAAUUCUAUCGUGGGUACCUGAAAAAAGGGUGUGUUCACAUUAGUGCCCAGCGAGUACCGUACUUGGGCCGACAGGGCCCGGGCAACAAGUGCAGUGAAAGAAGCAAAAUUGAUCGAUCUUCUGACUUAUUACGUAAUACUUGGCCCGCAUACGCUUUUAAGUUUGAUUAUAAUAAAAAUACUCUGCGUCUUUUUUUCCUUAUUAUUCUCGGUAAUUCAGAACUGGAAACGACUAUUUCACCAUGUUCUUAAUAUUUUCACUUGAGUGUCUUGGUUUCUAUUUUAAUGACUUUUGCUGUUUGCAGGCCACUUAUUACUGAAGAAACCUUAUAGCGACAGGAGUAUCUAG
This is a messenger RNA of Porites lobata, 439 nucleotides long. The record is from the annotation of a GenBank genome assembly. Lineage: Eukaryota; Metazoa; Cnidaria; Anthozoa; Scleractinia; Poritidae.